Pipistrellus kuhlii (Kuhl's pipistrelle) is the source of this 1357-nucleotide messenger RNA. RefSeq names its product alpha-2-glycoprotein 1, zinc-binding (gene AZGP1). Gene Ontology annotation, cellular component: external side of plasma membrane. Gene Ontology annotation, biological process: immune response. The coding region runs from base 192 to 1085 and encodes 297 amino acids. NCBI's taxonomy places the organism in Eukaryota, Metazoa, Chordata, Mammalia, Chiroptera, Vespertilionidae. The record is from RefSeq and is a predicted model, not a curated record. The transcript is spliced from 6 exons.
CACCCAGCCCGGCCUGUGCAUCCUGCUUCCUCCCAGUCAGCUGAGGAGCCAGCCUGGCACUCUCAUUGGCCUGAGCCUUUACCUCACCUGGGCAGGGCCCAAAGCCAAGCUGUUCCCACACUAUAUCUAGCUGUCUCUCCGAGGAGUCUGCACCAGGACCUGGGACGUCCAGUGCCUUCCACUCAGACACGAUGAGCACAAUGGUACCCUUCCUGCUGUCGCUCCUGCUUGCUGUGGGUCCUGCAGUCUCCCAGGACACUCAGGACGGGCCUUAUUCCCUGACCUACCAUUCCAGUGGGAUCUCCGAGCCCAAGGAGGGCUUCUCCAGUUUUCAGGCAACUGGCUACCUCAACGACCAGGCCUUCUUCCACUACGACAGUAAAAGUGAAAAAGCUGAGCCCCUGGGCCCGUGGAAACAGGUGAAAGGAAUGGAGGACUGGGAGGAACUAAGUAAACUUCAGAAGGCCAGGGGGGACUUCUUCCUGAAGAACCUGAGAGACAUCAUGGGCUACUACAAGGACACAGGGAAUCACAUCAUGCAGGAAAAGCUUGGCUGCAGAGUUCGGAAUAACAGCUACGAUGGGGCCUUCUGGACUGUUGCCUAUGACGGGCGGGACUACAUCAGGUUUGACACGGAAAUCCCGGCCUGGAUCCCCCUGCAACCGGAAGCCCUGAACACCAAGGUGAAGUGGGAGACAGAGGGCUCCGUGCACCGGACAAGGGACUACCUGGAAGAAACGUGCCCCCAGAAGCUGCGCAAGUACCUGCAGUACAGCAGGCCCUUCCUGGACCGGCAAGACCCUCCCUCUGCGUCAAUCACCAGCCAUGUGGACCCAGGAAACAUCAGGACCCUCAAGUGCCUGGCCUCCAACUUCUACCCACAGCCAAUCAGUCUGUACUGGACUCAAGCAGACAGUGUGGUGGAGACUGAGUCGUGGGGAGAGGGUCCCAUCAGUGAGAAUGGCACUUACCAGUCCUGGGUGCUGCUGAAAAUCCCCUCUUCGGACAAAGGCCCCUACUCCUGCCACGUGCAGCACAGCAGCCUGGCCCAGCCCCUCACUGUCCCAUGGAAUAAGAGUCAGUGACCAGGGGGCUAACAGCACCGCGGGGUCCGGAGACCAGUCGGCACCCUUUCAUGGGGACAUGAGGGAGAUGAGCUCUGGAAUGAGGCCCAAGAGGAGCGGCGAAGGGGACAGAGAGGUGGUGGGUUGGGAGACACGAGACCUGAGUGCUGGGCACUGAGCUGACUUGCUGCUACCUUCCUCUCAGAACCCAUUAUCUGUUCCGUGAAGUCUAAUCACACUAAUCAACUAGCCUAUACACAUGAUAACCCAGAUUAUUAAACUGCUCAAUGCUG